AAGCAAAAGAAAGCGAGAGAAAAAGAGUAAGAAGCAGACAAAGGAAUAGAUAGUCGGCGCCCUCUUGUCUUCGCCGACCAAUCAUAACGUCCCUUUCUAAAUCUUUACCAAUUUCAAUUUUAAUUUUAUUUUCUUCUUCUUCUUCUUCUUCUUCUUGCUCUAUAAAACCCUAAUUUUAUUUAACCUUUUCCUGUUUCUUCCGGCUUCCGUUAACUUCAUCGGAUAUAUUUUUUCGAAAUUCGGGAAGUUACCGUCGCUAUUCUAAUCCGCAAUUUCUGAUUUAGUAAGAAUAGUAUUGGAAUGAUGAGUGAGCAAACGUCGACUGUGGUAGUUGAUGAUGUGGUUAUCGGCAGUGGUGGCGGUGGUGAUAAAGAUAAGGAGAAGAAGAAAAAUAAGCGGCGAUCUAACCGCCGAUCGAAGCAGAACUCUCCUAAUUUAGUGAAUGGAGGAGAGUUGUCACAAUCAAGUGGAAAUGGAGCCAAUAAAACAAAGAAUUAUACUUCGUCUAUCGGUUAUGUUUCAUCUGGGCAGCCGGAUUUUGAUGCUUUCAGUUCCCUGCCAACUAUGCAUAUAAAUGGCCACGUUGAACAACCCCUUUUACCAUCUGAGUUUAUUGAUGGAAAGGCAUUCUCAAACUCUUGUCAUGAACCAAUAUUGGGUAGUCAAUUUAUCCAGCUUGAUGGUAAUACUAAUUUUCGAGCUAAAUGUUUUGCUCCUCACUGGUCCAUUGAUUCUGUUAACGACGCGAUAAAGAAAGGGGAUGUGUUUAAAACAGUUUUCCGUGUAAAUGCUCACAAUAGAACUGAGGCAUACUGUAAAAUUGAGGGUGUAUCCACAGAUGUACUCAUUAGUGGACUUGCUGCACAAAACAGAGCUGUGGAAGGGGACAUAGUGGUUAUCAAGGUUGAUCCAUUGGUAGCCUGGAAUAAGAUGAAAGGGUCAAAUGGUCUAUCAGACAAUAGGUCACUUUGCAAUCCAGCAGCAGAAUCCAGUGAAAUAGCUAGUGGAAGCUGCAAAGAUAAAAAUAAAGUGGAAAUUGGCAAUGAAUAUAGUGACUCUGGAAGUUCCUCUGCUCAGAAGGCAAUUCAUUAUGAGUAUAGUUCUUGUGAUAUUGAAGCUGUUCACCAGGAUCUAUUCGGUCAAGUGGGUUAUAAUUUUGUAAAUGGGAAUCAUCACCCAUCUACUUCAGGUUCCCCACAUUUUUGUCCUAUGGAGAAAAAUGAAGCUGUUGAUGGCCUGGACAGGCUAUGCACCAUUGUUAAUUCACACCCCUCGAAACGACCAACCGGUAGGGUGGUGGCCAUCCUUGAAAGAUCUCCUCGUCGUAAUUCCAUUGUUGGUUUUUUAAAUAUUAAGCAGUGGUUUUACUACAGGGAGUGUUGUAAAAUAGAUGCAAAGAAGAACAAAAAAAUUUCAUUGAUCUCUGAUUAUGAGUACAUCCAACUUACACCCACUGAUCCAAAAUUUCCAAAGAUGAUGGUCCUUAUCAGUAGCUUGCCUAAUUCCAUAAAGAAAAGAUUGGAGAAAGGAGAUGAAACAGUUGAGAUGGAGCUGGUGGCUGCACAGAUAGAUAUUUGGGAUGAAGAUAGUCCUUUUCCAAAAGCACAUAUCUCUCAUAUUCUUGGGCGGGGUAGUGAAAUGGAGCCAAGAAUAAGCGCAAUUUUAUAUGAAAAUGCAAUUUGUUGUUCUGAUUUUUCACCUGAAUCUUUGUCUUGCAUACCGUGUGAUCCUUGGGAGGUGCCACCAGAGGAAAUCAAACAACGAAAAGAUCUUAGAAGUUUAUGCAUAUUUACCAUCGAUCCUUCCACUGCAACCGAUUUAGAUGAUGCUCUAUCGUUUGAAAGGCUGCCCAAUGGCACUCUCAGAGUUGGUGUUCACAUUGCUGAUGUAUCGUAUUUUGUUUUGCCUGAUACAGUCCUUGAUAAAGAAGCUCAGUUUCGAUCAGCAACUGUCUACAUGACGCGAAAGAAAUUACCCAUGUUGCCUCCACUUCUUUCUGAGAAUUUAGGCUCGCUCAAUCCUGGCGUAGAUAGACUUGCAUUUUCUAUUUUGUGGGAGUUGAAUAGUUCUGGAGAUGUCAUAGAUCGUUGGAUGGGCCGCACUGUGAUACACUCUUGCUGCAAGCUUUCUUAUCAACAUGCCCAGGACAUCGUCGAUGGGGUUACUACUGAGGAUGCACUUAAUACAUGUGGAGAGGGCCUGCCACAGUUGCAUGGCUCAUUCAAGUGGCCAGAUGUUUUAAGUUCUGUCAAGUGUCUCUAUGAAAUUUCAAAGACUAUAAGGGAGAAGAGGUUUAAUGAUGGGGCCCUACAGCUUGAGAGUUCCAAAAUUAGUUUUUUAUUUGAUGAAGAUGGAAUCCCGUAUGAUACUAUACUUUGUGAGCAGAAGAAAUCCAACUUUCUUGUUGAAGAAUUUAUGCUUUUGGCAAAUAGGACAACUGCAGAAGUUAUAUCUAGAGCUUUCCCCGAUAGUGCACUACUGCGGAGGCAUCCUGAACCUAUUAUGCGAAAACUAAGAGAAUUUGAAGCUUUUUGUUGCAAGCAUGGUUUGGAUUUGGACACUUCUUCUUCUGGUAACCUUCAUUUGUCAUUGGAGAGCAUCAGAGGAAAGCUUAAGGAUGAUUCUGUGUUGUCUGAUAUUCUGAUGUCCUAUGCUUCAAGACCAAUGCAAUUGGCAACUUACUUUUGCAGUGGUGUCAUGAAAGAUAAAAUGAGUGAAUGGGGCCAUUAUGCCCUUAAUGUUCCUCUUUACACGCAUUUCACUUCUCCUUUGCGUCGAUAUCCUGAUAUCGUUGUACAUCGGACAUUGGCUGCAGUCAUAGAAGCAGAGGAGUUGUAUAUGAGCAGCAGAAUCAUCUUGCCAAAUAUGAGAGCGGGAGAGAAAGUUAGAAGGUGUUUCACUGGUAUUAAUUUUGAUAAAGAUGCUGCAGAUUCCAUUGAAGGCCGGGAAGCAUUAUCAGUUGCAGCAUCCAAGUUUAAAAUACCGUGCACAGAAUCACUUGCAGAUGUUGCUGCUUACUGUAAUGAGAGAAAGCUGGCCAGUAGGCAUGUCAAGGAUGGCUGUGAUAAACUGUACAUGUGGAUUGUGCUUAAGAAGAAAGAGGUUUUAUUGUCGGAUGCCAGAGUUAUGGCUCUUGGGCCAAGGUUUAUGUCCGUUUAUAUCCAAAAAUUAGCUAUUGAACGACGGAUUUAUUAUGAGGAAGUUGAAGGCUUGGUCGUGGAAUGGCUUGAGGCUACAUCAACAUUGGUGUUAAAUUUAUGUUCAUACACACGUGCAGUUAGAAGAUCUGGUUCUGGUUUUUAUAAGGAACUCAGUGCGUUUGCAUUGGUAGUAAGUCCAUGCAGUCUGAAUGUGGAAUCUGAUGUGGUCAGAGAGAGUGCUAAGGAGUCCGAGAAUGUAUAUCCUAUUUCUGAUGCCAAUAUCGAUCCUGUAGUUUUCCCUGUUACUGUUGGUCUUCUAUCAACAAUUCCUGUAGCGCUUCAUGCAGUUGGUGGGGAUGAUGGGCCGAUUGAUAUUGCGGUGAGGCUAUAUGUGAGCUCAUAUUUUAGCUAAAGUGUGAUGUAUGAGCUUACAUAUGGAACUUGGCAGAUCCAAGUUUUGCGAGAUCUGCUGUAGAUAAGAAGGGUAGUGUAUAGUUGAAAUAGUUAGAUAGAGAAAAUCUGCGCAUAAGAAAUGACCUAUAUUUUCAAGUCUGUUUUGCGCAUGUGCUGCUGGAACCUGUGGUUGAAGGUUUAGAUAUGAAGCUUGAAUGGAAAUGGCCCUUGUUUUUGUAGGCCAGUUUCCAUGGAAUCAAAAACUCCAGCAGAGAUGCUCUGUUUUUCUCCUGUGGCUGUAAUGUGAUGGGAACUGAUGCGUGCAUCCCAAUAAGUUUUAAUUUUGGGAUGCUGGUUUAUCAGUCUCGUUACUUGUCUACUUGGAGAAUUGCGAUAUGUUGGUUGGACCAUCUGGGUUGAGUAAAUAAAUGAUUUCUGGCUUGGAAGAAUGAUAAAGAGCCAUUUGCUUCCUUUCAAGGACAAGUAUAGACUAUUUGGUUUUCAUCUUUCAUGUUUAUACACUACUUGAAAUGGAAGUAUUUUCUAAAGAAUACAAUUUCUGAUUUUAAGUAUUUGGGUUUAUGUUUUAUGACUUGUUGAAUUUCAUGACUUUUAUGUACUAAUGCUCAUUGAAUAUAUCUAUGGCAAUCAAAUGAUAAUUGUUCACUUA
Mercurialis annua (annual mercury) is the source of this 4203-nucleotide messenger RNA. Its product is annotated as DIS3-like exonuclease 2. Lineage: Eukaryota; Viridiplantae; Streptophyta; Magnoliopsida; Malpighiales; Euphorbiaceae. The coding region runs from base 301 to 3552 and encodes 1083 amino acids. Gene Ontology annotation, cellular component: P-body; exosome (RNase complex). Gene Ontology annotation, molecular function: RNA binding; 3'-5'-RNA exonuclease activity. The transcript is spliced from 7 exons. The record is from RefSeq and is a predicted model, not a curated record.